AUGAAAAAGUUUCUGGACUUCAUCGAGCUCAUCGAACCUUUGAUCGGCUGGGGAAAGGAUCGACCCGAGUGGGAGUCGUUUGUCAAGAGAGAGGCAGAUACUUGUAAGAGCGUUCCCUCUGUUCAACGAGUGUCAGCGUUGCCCUCGGCUGACGACUACAUCUCAGGCUACCAUCCGGCCGGUACUUGCAAAAUGGGCAACGACGAUGACCAAAUGGCUGUGGUUGAUGCGCAGCUACGGGUACGAGGAGUUGAUAAUCUAAGGGUCGUAGAUGCCAGCAUCAUGCCGACGCUGAUGGGUGGGCACCCGCAGGUGGCUGUUUAUGCUAUCGCGGAGAAAGCUGCCGACAUGAUCAAAAGGUUUGCUCAAGCUCCCGCAUAA
Molecule: messenger RNA, 381 nt
Organism: Letharia lupina
Lineage: Eukaryota; Fungi; Ascomycota; Lecanoromycetes; Lecanorales; Parmeliaceae
Exons: 2
Coding region: 1-381 (126 amino acids)
Molecular function (GO): flavin adenine dinucleotide binding; oxidoreductase activity, acting on CH-OH group of donors
Source: RefSeq, a predicted model, not a curated record